AUGAAGUACAUUGUGGUAUCUGGAGGCGUCAUUUCUGGGGCAGGGAAGGGCAUCGUCGCUUCGAGUGCAGGUCUGUUGCUCCAAAGCAAAGGGUUUGUCGUCAGCACCAUCAAGAUAGAUCCCUAUAUCAACAUCGAUUCGGGGACUAUGAGCCCACUCCACCAUGGAGAGAUCUUUGUGACAGAUGAUGGGGGUGAGAUAAGUCUUGACCUCGGCAACUUCGAGCGUUACCUUUCAACCACUCUCCAGCAUGGUCAUAACAUCACAACUGGGAAGAUCUAUCUAGAUAUCAUAUCUAGGGAGCGAGCUGGCGAUUAUUUAGGCAAAACUGUUCAGGUGGUGCCCCAUGUCACCAACGCCAUCCAGAAUUGCAUCGAACGGGUAGCGAAGAUACCUGUUGACGAAUCCCAAGCCGAGCCCGAUGUGUGUAUCAUUGAGCUAGGUGGUACCGUGGGGGAUAUCGAGAGUUCGCCCUUCAUCUACGCUCUUGCUCAGCUUCGAAAGAGGGUUGGCAAAGAAAACCUCGUUCAAAUUCACGUAGCUUACGUCCCUGUCGUGCCGCCGGGAGCUUCUGGUGAACAAAAGACGAAGCCGACUCAAAGAUCCAUUUCCGACGUUCGGAGCGCUGGAUUGAGUCCACUUCUAGUUGCCUGCCGCUGCGAGGUGCCACUAGAUCCAGGUACCAUCCAAAAAAUCGCGAAUAUGUGCUCAAUGGAACCGGAACAGGUUAUUUCCGUACACGACGGGCCAACUACAUAUCACCUACCGCUACUCCUCGAGAAGCAGAAUCUUCUCAGCAUCCUCUGUGAGUAUCUCCAACUUCCACUUGGUCAGACACCCACCCAGCGUAUCGAACAAGGCAGGCGCACGUGGAGUGACUGGGUUCACCUUGUUCAAAGCCAAGAUACUAUCACCGACACAGUCUCAAUCGCCCUUGUCGGGAAAUACACCUCCAAUAAAGAUGCAUACCUCAGUGUUUCCAAGUCAAUCGAACAUGCAGCCAUGUACUGUCACAAGAAAGUCAAGAUUGUAUGGAUUGACUCCGCGCAUCUCGAGCAGGAGACCUAUCAGAACUCUGCAGUCAAGUAUCACAAAGCCUGGCAUGAUCUCUGUAGCGCCAAGGGCAUUGUUGUGCCUGGUGGUUUUGGUACUCGCGCUACCGGCGGGAUGAUCAAGGCAAUCACAUGGGCGCGGGUUAAUAAAAAGCCCUUCCUGGGCGUAUGCCUCGGCAUGCAACUCACAGUGGUUGAAUAUGCCCGUCAUGUGAUGGGUAUCUCGGACGCUGGGAGCCAAGAGCUCCACCCAGAAUCCAAGAACCAUGUGAUCAUUCAUAUGCCUGAACGCAAUCAAGAGAAUGGCCGUGACACCAUGCGUCUGGGCAAGCAUCCAUGCAUCUUCAAGGAGGGUACUGAGUGGUCAAAGCUACGAUCGUUGUAUGGCCCCACGAUUUCUCAAAUUGAGGAGCGUCACCGGAACCAGUACGAAGUGAACCCGGAAAUUGUUGAGGAACUUGAGAAAGCCGGUCUUGCUGUUGUUGGCAAAGAUGCUACCGGCAAGCGUAUCGAGAUUGUUGAGAUUCGCGAUCAUCCCUUUUUCGUUGGUGUACAAUUCCACCCUGAAUACUUGAGCCGUGUGUUGCGGCCGAGCAAGGUGUUUCUCGGCUUCUUCGCUGCGGCGGCUAAGUGCUUGGAGAAAAUACCUAUGGCAUUGCAACAGGGCCGGCGAAGCCUUGCGGAAGAAGAUGAAGAAGCGAUGGGCAACUUUUGA
This is a messenger RNA of Penicillium roqueforti, 1767 nucleotides long. RefSeq lists its product as uncharacterized. Gene Ontology annotation, biological process: pyrimidine nucleobase biosynthetic process; CTP biosynthetic process. The transcript has 5 exons. Gene Ontology annotation, molecular function: identical protein binding; CTP synthase activity. The record is from RefSeq and is a predicted model, not a curated record. NCBI's taxonomy places the organism in Eukaryota, Fungi, Ascomycota, Eurotiomycetes, Eurotiales, Aspergillaceae. Bases 1 to 1767 code for a protein of 588 amino acids. Gene Ontology annotation, cellular component: cytoplasm; cytoophidium.